AUGCCCGACACGCGGCCGGACUGGUUCCGCGCCAAGGCGCCCAGGGGCGACGGCUCGCGCUACGCCGAGCUGCGCGAAUCCCUGGCGGGUCUGAAGUUGAACACGGUCUGCGACGAGGCGUCGUGCCCCAACGUCGGCGAGUGCUGGGAGGGCGGCACGGCGACGAUCAUGCUGUUAGGCGACACGUGCACGCGCGGGUGCAAGUUCUGCGACGUCAAGACGGACGCGAAGCCGCCGCCGCCCGACGAGCUGGAACCGUUGUCGGCGGCGGCGGCGGUGACGUCCUGGGGCGUCGACUACAUCGUGAUGACGUCCGUCGACCGCGACGAUCUGCCGGACGGCGGCGCGGGCCACUUCGCGCGGACCGUGAAGCUCCUCAAGGAGAUGCAGCCGGAGCUGCUCGUGGAGUGCCUCGUGUCCGACUUCGCGGGAGAUUUGGCGCCCGUGGACCUGCUGGCGACGUCGGGCCUCGACGUCUACGCGCACAACGUCGAGACCGUCGACCGGCUCCAGCGCUACGUCCGGGACCGCCGCGCGACGUACGCGCAGUCGCUCCGCGCGCUGGAGCGCGCCAAGGUCGCGGCGCUCGCCGGCGCGCCCCAUCCCGUGCUCACGAAGACGUCGCUCAUGCUCGGGCUCGGCGAGACGCGGGACGAGCUGCGGACGGCGAUGGGCGACCUGCGGAGCCACGGCGUCGACGUCGUCACCUUCGGGCAAUACCUGCGCCCCAGCGAGCGCCACCUGAGCGUCGUCGACUACGUGCGGCCCGAGGUCUUCGACGAGCUCAAGGACGAGGCGGAGCGCGACUUCGGCUUCGAGUACUGCGCGUCCGGCCCGAUGGUGCGAUCGUCCUACAAGGCCGGCGAGUUCUACCUCGCGAACCUCCUCAAGAAGCGCGCGGCGGACCCGGCCUACGCGCUCCAGGUCGCGGAGCCGCUGACGAACUAA
Molecule: messenger RNA, 948 nt
Organism: Aureococcus anophagefferens
Lineage: Eukaryota; Pelagophyceae; Pelagomonadales; Pelagomonadaceae
Exons: 2
Coding region: 1-948 (315 amino acids)
Biological process (GO): lipoate biosynthetic process
Cellular component (GO): mitochondrion
Molecular function (GO): lipoate synthase activity; 4 iron, 4 sulfur cluster binding
Source: RefSeq, a predicted model, not a curated record